Xenia sp. Carnegie-2017 is the source of this 2448-nucleotide messenger RNA. RefSeq names its product HBS1-like protein. Lineage: Eukaryota; Metazoa; Cnidaria; Anthozoa; Malacalcyonacea; Xeniidae. Gene Ontology annotation, biological process: translation. The record is from RefSeq and is a predicted model, not a curated record. Gene Ontology annotation, molecular function: GTP binding; GTPase activity.
CUGUCGAUUGGAAAUUUUUACAUAUUUUUGCGCUUUGGAAAGAAAAUAUUUCAUUUUGUCUUUUAUUUCGUAACACAAUGAUCAUGAAAGGAAGAUAGUAAUGGUAUAAAAUAUGUCAAGACAUAGAAAUGUGAGAAAUUAUGCGUACGAAGAAGAGAUGUAUGAUGAUGUCUACGGUCACUCAGUCGAAGAACAUGAUUUAUGUGUCUCUCCAACUACUGCUCAACAGUUCCUGUAUCGCAGGGGGGAGUCAAGGCAAGCUGAUCUUUCAUCAUUUAUGGAGGAAUCAUUGGAUUAUGAUGAUGUGGAUUAUGGAGAUAAUCCAGAUUACCUAGAAGAUCAGAGGGAUUAUGAAGUAGCUAAACUGAAUAAAGAGGAUGAAGUUAAACUCCUGUCAUGUUUGGAUGAAUUUCGUUCAAUUCUUGGAGACCAUUGUGAUGAAAAUGAAGCAAAAUCAGCAAUUAUAAAACACAACUUUGAUUUGGAAAGAGCGAUAGAUGAUGUAUUGAACAAUGAAAAUCAAGUCUUGAGAAGUCCCACUGUUUCAAGAAGUGAUAAAGAUUCUAGGCAUCAAAACAGUCCAACAAAAAAAGAGAAGUAUCGAAUGGAGAAUGCUAGUUUAAAAGUAAACACACCAUCUCCUACUGUAUCGACGAAAAAUUCCACCGAAGCGAGCAGAUGUACAUCGGCUGUUGAGGAAGCGAGGAUUCCGUCACCUGUCAGCCCUUCAUCAACCAAGUCUGCAAAAGUAAAUAGUCAAAAAGAAAAAGAAGUAGCUGAAAGAGAGAAAAAAGUACGACAAGGAAAAACACUUCUUAAUUUAGUUGUCAUUGGUCACGUAGAUGCGGGAAAGAGUACUUUAAUGGGUCAUGUACUCUACUUAUUAGGAGACGUGUCUAAAAAAACGAUGCACAAAUAUGAACAAGAUGCAAAGAAAGCAGGCAAGGCGUCAUUUGCCUACGCAUGGGUACUAGAUGAGACUGGUGAAGAAAGAGAACGUGGUAUAACAAUGGAUGUUGGGUUAACUCGUAUUGAAACUGACUCUAAAAUAAUCACGUUAAUGGAUGCACCAGGACAUAAAGAUUUCAUUCCGAAUAUGAUUUCUGGUGCUGCGCAGGCUGACGUUGCUGUUCUUGUUGUUGCCUCAUCAACUGGAGAAUUUGAAGCUGGUUUUGAAGCGGGUGGACAGACAAGAGAACAUGCUAUUUUAAUACGCUCUCUUGGUGUUACACAGUUACUAGUUGCUGUUAAUAAACUAGACACGGUGGGAUGGUCCCAAGAACGAUACAAUACAAUUAUCACUAAACAAGAAAUUUUAAAACAAGUUGGCUUCAAAGAAAGCGAUGUUAAUUAUGUACCCUGUAGUGGUUUGACUGGUGAAAAUUUAGUCAAACCUGCUCAAGAAAAGUCUUUAAUAAGUUGGUAUAAAGGACCAAGUAUCAUUCAAGGAAUAGAUUCCUUCAACGUCCCAGAAAGACCCUUAGAUAAACCUUUUCGCUUAUGUGUUUCAGAUGUUUUCAAAGGUACUGGCUCUGGUGUUAAUAUCAUGGGUCGUGCUGAAUGUGGUCAGGUUAAAAUGUCAAAAGUUAUGGUGAUGCCUGCUGCUGUACAAGGUCAAGCUAAAAGUAUAUCUGUUCAUGGAGAGCCGGGAGAAUGGGCACAAGCUGGUGAUCACGUGACGUUAACUGUACAUGGCGUGGAUAUCGUGAACAUAACUGUAGGCAGUAUCCUUUGUGAUCCUUCAAAUCCCAUACAAUCUGUGACGAAACUUAGAGCGAGAAUCAUGGUUUUUAACAUUGAUGUUCCCUUAACACGAGGAUUUCCUGUUGUGUUUCACUUCCAAACGAUCAACGAACCUGCCAUUAUCAAACGGUUGAUAAGUGUACUUCACAAUACUGGUGAAAUUAUACAGAAGAAACCAAGAUGUUUGACGAAGAAUUCAACUGCAAAUAUUGAACUGGAGUUAUCUCGACCAGUUUGUGUAGAGUUGUAUAAAGAUUGUAGGAAUCUUGGUCGUUUUAUGCUACGGUAUGGUGGAAAGACUAUUGCUGCGGGAAUUGUCACGAAGAUUUGAUAUUCAACACAAAGAAGAUGAAUUUUGUGGAAAAAAAAUCUGGAAAAAAAGUCUUGUAGUGUAAAUUUUAAAUAAUAUCUAUGAUAUAAGAAAUGAAUUUUAUUGACCAGUAUAUUCCUGUAUUGAAAUAAAGAAAUAUAUAAACUUUAUGUCGUUUUUUUUUGGAUUUGAUAUUCACCAUAAAGAAGAUGAAUUUUGUGGAAAAAAAAUCUGGAAAAAAGUCUUGUAGUGUAAAUUUUAAAUAAUAUCUACGAUAUAAGAAAUGAAUUUUAUUGACCAGUAUAUUCCUGUAGUGAAAUAAAGAAAUAUAUAAACAUCUGACCAUUGAACUUCCAUUUUCAAUUUAGUAGUUCUGGUACAGAGUUUCAACAAAA